GGCCAUCCACGCGCGCCUGCCUCGCCGGGCUGCCCCAACCGCAGCCAACCGCACCGCAUACGCGCGUCGUCGACGGCUGCCCGUGAAGCGAAGUGAUGGACAAAUCCCUCAUGGAGCCGGCGCGGCCCCGCCGCCCGCGCCCCCGCCACGGCGCGGGCCUCUCCUCCAUUCUGUUAUUAAAUACGAUGAUCGGCAGCGGUUUCUUGUCGAUGGCGUUUUGCGUCCAGACGGCCGGCUGGCCGCUCUUUGUAGGAGCGCUGGCCGUGACUUGUUUCACGACUUACUUGACGAGUGUGAUGUUAUUGGAGACGGGCCGCGCGGUCGCCCUCGACACGGGCGACAUGUCCGAAGUCGUCGAAAAAGCCCUUGGUAUCAAGUGGCGCCGGGUGAACGACGCCUGCAACGCGCUCAUCUGUCUGGGCGCGAUCAUGAGCUAUUUCAACGCGAUUGGGGCUUUAGGAGCGGACGCCCUGCAGGACCUGCGCCACGACGGCGGCAUUUACGUACUGUUCGCGACGUACCCGGGUUUCAUGUGCUGGACCGUAUUGUUAUUCGCGGCGCCCUUUUGUUUUUAUAGAGAGUACGGCGAGCUGGAGGUGGCCUCUUGUUCUGCGUUAGCGUUGACGGUCGUCACGUGCCUCGCGUUGGUUAUCGCCGCAUUUGUGAACCCGCACGCGAUACCAGCGGCGCCGGCGUCGGGCGUGGCCUCGGUCGGCGUGCUAGGUAAUGUGUUGUACGCGGCGGUCAUGCAGUACGCCGUCUUUGAGAUGUACGCGGGCCUCCAGGACCGGGAUACGACAAAGGGCCGAGGCGUCGUGGCGCAUUCGGUAUUAGGUGCCGGCGCCAUUUUGUUAAUAGCCGGCCUAGCUGGCUGCGCCGCCACGUCCAGUGACGUCGACGCGAACGUGCUCACGUCGCUCAACAACGCGCUGACGACGAUCAAAAUCCUCUACGCGUGCGUCGUCAUGCACCUCUGCUUCUACAUCCCGAACGAUUUUAUAUUGGGAAGGCUCUACGCUUUUAGGGUUGCGGACCUGAACUACCUCCAGGUGUCGGACUCGGUGCACUACGCGGCAUCCACAGUAUUUCUGGCGGCGCCGUUGGCCGUCAUGGCAAUAAUUCCGCGCGAGCUCGUCGACUGCGUCUUCGAGCUUAUAUUAGCCCUGACGGGCGAGGUCCCCAUCGCGCUGUCGUGCUUCGUGAUCCCCUGCCUCGCCUACCGGGCGGCCGUGCUCGAGCGGACGCCGGCGACGACGCCGCUGCUCGGUGGUGGUGCGGUAUCUGAGAAGCCCGUGUCGGUGGCGGCGACGACGGCUACGUUGAUGUUCGCGGUGGUGGUCCUCGUCGUCUGCCCCGUGUGCACGGUCUACCAGUUCGUCGACGACUGCGUCACGGACGGCUGCGCGUCGUAUACCGGUAGACGACGGUAAUAUAGACUUCUUAA
Molecule: messenger RNA, 1444 nt
Organism: Pelagomonas calceolata
Lineage: Eukaryota; Pelagophyceae; Pelagomonadales; Pelagomonadaceae
Source: the annotation of a GenBank genome assembly